GGGGUUGUUCCUGAAGCCGCUUCCUUUUUCUUUCCGGUUGCUCCUACAGCCGUGUCGGGGUAAGAAAGGUCAUACGCGUCCCUCUUUCGAGCAAGGUUAAAGGCUCACGUUGUGCUUUUCGCUUUCCUCCCCAAAUCUUCCACAGAACCUCUCUUUGCGUAACAGUCAAAAUGGUACAUGCUGAAGCCUUUUCUCGCCCAUUGAGCCGGAAUGAAGUUGUUGGCUUAAUUUUCCGGUUGACAAUAUUUGGCGCUGUGACCUAUUUCACCAUCAAAUGGAUGGUAGAUGCAAUCGAUCCAACCAGGAAACAAAAAGUGGAAGCUCAGAAACAGGCAGAAAAGUUAAUGAAGCAAAUAGGUGUAAAAAAUGUGAAGCUUACAGAGUAUGAAAUGAGCAUCGCUGCACACCUGGUAGACCCUCUCAGCAUGCAUGUAACGUGGAGUGAUAUUGCAGGUUUAGAUGACGUUAUUACAGACCUGAAGGAUACUGUCAUUUUGCCAAUCAAGAAGAAACAUUUGUUUCAGAACUCCAGACUUUUACAGCCACCAAAAGGAGUUCUUCUCUAUGGGCCUCCGGGCUGUGGUAAAACCUUGAUUGCCAAAGCUACAGCAAAGGAAGCAGGCUGUCGAUUUAUUAAUCUUCAGCCCUCAACGCUGACAGACAAAUGGUAUGGGGAGUCUCAGAAGCUGGCAGCUGCUGUUUUUUCCCUCGCCAUAAAGCUUCAACCUUCCAUCAUCUUUAUUGAUGAAAUAGAUUCGUUCCUGCGAAGCCGUUCCAGUUCUGAUCACGAAGCCACAGCUAUGAUGAAGGCUCAGUUCAUGAGUCUCUGGGAUGGUCUGGACACUGACUACAAUUGUCAAGUGAUAGUGAUGGGAGCUACCAAUCGCCCUCAGGAUCUUGAUUCAGCCAUUAUGAGAAGAAUGCCUACGAGAUUCCAUAUCAACCAACCUGCACUGAAGCAGAGAGAAGCAAUCUUGAAACUGAUUUUGAAAAACGAAAAUGUGGACAGGCACAUAGAUCUCCUUGAAGUUGCUAGAGAAACCGACGGGUUCUCUGGGAGUGACUUGAAAGAAAUGUGCCGUGAUGCUGCACUCCUCUGUGUCAGGGAAUACGUUAAUUCCUCCUAUGAAGAAAGCCAAGAAGAUGAUGAAAUACGGCCUGUACAACAGAGAGAUCUACACCGGGCAAUUGAGAAGAUGAGGAAGUCAAAAGAUGCAGCAACCCAGAGUGUUCUAAUGCAUGUUAGUUUAGAUUAAGGCUGAGGGAGGGGAGUGUGUGCGUCUGUGUGUUCCAAUGUGGCCUCAUUCAGUGGCUUGCUAUGUGAUUUAAGUAGCAGAAAUGGAUUGGAAGCCUUUUAAUAAGUGUUUCUGGAAUUGUUUUUAUAUUCUGACAUUUAAGUUAUUGAAAUCUGGUACUCUUUCAGAACUGGGUAUGGCCUCAGUAAUAGAUCAUGGCAUGGAAGAAUGUAGUCCAGCUCAAAAGCAAAGUCCUGUUUCAUUAUUGCAGCCUUAAAAAGCCUUUGGUAGGUUCUGGUGUGGCACAUGGUUUCUAGGG
Gekko japonicus is the source of this 1554-nucleotide messenger RNA. It is a transcript of the gene ATAD1, whose product is annotated as ATPase family, AAA domain containing 1. Gene Ontology annotation, molecular function: ATP binding; ATP hydrolysis activity. Lineage: Eukaryota; Metazoa; Chordata; Lepidosauria; Squamata; Gekkonidae. Gene Ontology annotation, cellular component: mitochondrial outer membrane. The record is from RefSeq and is a predicted model, not a curated record. Bases 171 to 1256 code for a protein of 361 amino acids. The transcript is spliced from 11 exons.